AUGGCCAAAAACAGAGUGGCACCACUUACUAGUAAAUCACUCACACUUCCACAGUUAAAACUGACGGCAGCAUUGAUCGCUGCAAGAAUGCGAAAUCACCUGCAAAACUCAUUACGAGAAAUGAAUAUUGUCUACUGGCCAGACAGCCAAAUCGUCUUGCACUGGUUGUCUAACAAGAAACUGUUGAAAAUGUUCGUGUCAAACAGAAUAUUUGAAAUUUGCGAAUUAUGUAGCGCAUUCACAUGGAAAAACUUUCCCACACACGACAACCCUGCUGAUCUACAGAUUCGAGAACUAGACGCAUCUUCAUUCACGAUCAAUGCCUUGUGGAAAUUCGGAUCAUCAUGGGUUUGCAACAGAGAAGCAUGGUCAUGUUGGAAACCUCAUCAGAUGUCAGUCAGAUCAGAUGAAAGGUACGGCCUUUCCCUAUGGAUGCAAUGA
Messenger RNA from Saccostrea echinata, 441 nucleotides. RefSeq lists its product as uncharacterized. NCBI's taxonomy places the organism in Eukaryota, Metazoa, Mollusca, Bivalvia, Ostreida, Ostreidae. Bases 1 to 441 code for a protein of 146 amino acids. The record is from RefSeq and is a predicted model, not a curated record. The transcript has a single exon.